CAGCUUUUCCUAACAGAGAGCUUGCUUCCUUGAUGGUUGCUACUGCCAAUGCAAAUCAGUAAGAUAAAGUGAAGUGUAUUAUGACUGUGAGAAUGAAGGCUACUGCUGGAAUUUCCCUUGCUGUGCUGUUGGAAACUUUGCUAAUUUGUUUUAAACCUUGUGUGUCACUACCUCCAAAUUUCAGUUUUAUGAGAGAGAGCCUUGGCUGCGAUGAGAUACUGGGCUCCAACAAAGUCAUGGAUAGAUGUGGUGUUUGUGGGGGUGACAACACCACAUGCAAAGUGAUAUCUGGAAUCUUCAAGCAAACCAUCAUGUCCGUGGGAUAUCACAAGAUCCUUGAGAUUCCUGAAGGAGCAACACAAAUUAAUGUCACUGAGAUGACCAAAAGCAGAAACUAUCUGGCUUUGAGAAGUCACUUUGGCCAGCCUAUCAUUAAUGGAAACUGGGCCAUCGAUAGGCCGGGCUCUUACGAGGCUGCAGGAACUUUGUUCAAGUACAAGAGGCCAAACGAGAUCAGUACCACAGCGGGGGAAUCCUUCAUUGCUGACGGGCCAACCAGUGAAAUUCUGAAUGUCUACGUGAUAUAUCAACAAGCAAACCCAAAGGUGCAUUUUGAAUAUGUUUUGCCAACUGACAAUGUAGUCAGCAGCCAUUCACUGUCACAUACAUCAGGUCACCAUCUAGAAGAAGCUCUCAAUGGUCAGUUGUCAUAUGGAGUCGACGGUGACGUGUAUGUUCUCCGCGAAAGAGAGGUGGGAAACUUUGUAAGUGGGGUCCAUGCAAAUCAGCUGCAAUCCAGAGAUUACCAGAAGAAUCCUGAAGAAAGGGUGAACUCUUGGGGAGAGGGGCCAAGGAAAAAGAGGGAGUUCAACUGGAAACAAGUUGGAAGCACAGAAUGCACCGUCACUUGCGGUACAGGGAGCCGUGUUCUCAUUUUUAAGUGUGUUAACAGGAAUACUCAUGAAGAAGUAUCAGAAAACUUGUGUGAAAUUGCAAUGAGGCCAACACCAGAGGAAGAAGCUUGCAACAUCCAGCCAUGUCCAGCAUACUGGGACCUAGGUGAAUGGUCUGAAUGCAGUAAAACAUGUGGGCCUGGGAUACAACAUCGGCAAAUUCUUUGCAGACAGGUCUACGCCAAUCGAACGACUAGUGUUCAACCUGAGAGAUGCCGGCACCUGGAAAGACCUGAAACUACAGCGACUUGCCAGUUGAAAAUCUGCAGUGAAUGGCACAUCAGGACAGAGUGGAGCGAGUGCUCAGUGCCUUGUGGUGUGGGGCAGAGACUCCGGGAUGUGAAGUGCAUUGACAACCUCGGCGACAUCGUUGAUGAUGAAGAAUGCAACAUGAAGCUGAAACCUGCCGAUACCGAAAAUUGUGACAUGGGCCCAUGUGCAAAGAGUUGGUUCCACACAGACUGGAGUCCAAGGUGUUCUGCAGAGUGCGGGAAUGGUAUCCAGACAAGAUCAGUUGUGUGUUUGAUGAAUCACAUCAGCAGUUUACCUUUGGAAGGCUGCGGAAAUGAGAAGCCAGCAGACGUCCGGCCUUGUAACAUUGGUCCUUGCAAUGAGAAUUUUAGCUGGUUUACGGGGCCAUGGAGCCAGUGCUCGGCAGAUUGUAGUAAUGGAACACAACUCCGGAGUGUCGUCUGCCUGAAGAAGACUGAUGACAAAGUUACGGUGGUAGAAGAAGGUCAGUGCUCCCACCUGGAGAGACCAGCUUCAGAACAAAUCUGUCAUUUGAGGAAAUGUGACGUCAAAUGGUACACAACAGAGUGGAGUGCAUGCUCUAAAUCCUGUGAAGGUGGUUACCGGGUUCGGGAGGUUCGAUGCCUUGCUGAUGACAUGACGCAAAGCAACAAUUGUGAUUCCUUCCUAAUGCCAGUUGAUAGAGAAAUUUGCAACCCCGACCCAUGCAUACCAGAGAUAGAUGAAAAUUGCAGGGACAUGUACUUCAACUGUAAUGUUGUGGUCCAAGCCAGACUCUGUGUCUAUACAUACUACAAAACAGCGUGCUGUGCAUCCUGUGCCAAGGCUAGAAGAAGAGCUGCCCAGCUCAGAAGGAGAUAACUCCCCUCUUUCACCACCCAGACUCCCUCACAGAUCGUGAUGCAGUAACAUUAACCAUAGGAGCACUUGCAAACUCUACUGUGUUGACAACAUCAUAAUUGCAAAGAAAGAUGGUCAAAUUUAGUAUGAUGUGGCUAGUUUAUAAAGAAGAAAUAUACUGUAUAGUAUUAAUAUAAUCUUAUACCAUUAUCAUGCUGGUCUUUGGUCAAAAUACUGAUUUUUUUUGUUAAUUUACUGUUUUAGAUAUAUAAAAUGCAUUCUACAAGUGAAUGAAAUGUAUUCAUAAUAGGUUUUGAGAUCUUCCUUUGCAGAAGUAAAACCUCAGUGUAGAAAUUUGUCCUCCAUUGUUUGCAUUAACAUGCAGUGUAGUAAUGUAUUUGAAUUGAAUUUCUGUUUUGAAAUCCAGUCCCAUUGAAGUACUUGGGACAAAAUUUGAAAAAUGGGAUUCAAAGAGCAUUACUACAUCACACAGAACAGAAGAGGAUAAAUCUCAAGUUUCAGAAGGCUGGUUAGAGAAAGCAUACAUCACAUUUCAAUAACCUUUUCCUAUUCCUUGACCAAAUUUCUUCUUUAAUAUGGUUUUCAAUUCAAGGUUCAUUUGUAGGUUUGCUUUUAAUUUAACUGAUAAACAAUUUCUUCACAUCGUGUUAAUGCAGUAUCUUACAUCUAUUGACUAGAGAAUUAUCCCAUUAAAGCAACUUUUCCAACUCUAUGGAAUUAUACAGUAGAACCUGCUUUCUGCCCUUCCUUUAUGUACACAUUCCAUCUAUUAGCAUUUAACCAUAUCUGGAUGUUCAUCAGAAAUUUACUAACACGGGCUUUCAAUGUGAGCCAAUCAUAUCAGUUUGAAACAACAAUGGCAUUGUCAGCAUCAAUAUGGUCAGUUGGCAACAGAGCUAACAGGUGUUGGAACUAAACCUCCCAUUGUUUACUAAACCAGGCAAAAAAAAGUUUAAAGUCACCUGAUGGUUUCUUUGCUCGUAUUUCAGUGCAUUUAUUGAGUAGUCAAGAGUUGGGAGUAAAGAGUGAGAUAUAAAUUCCAAUGUUUUAUUUAAUUUAAACAAAUUUCCCCAAGAAUGUCAUACUUAGGACAGAGAAAGUUCCAUUUUCCUUAUCCUUAUGGUACUUUAUAUCCCACAGUUCAUUAGCCAUAAUUGUUCAUCUUUGCCAUAAAACCCAUGCCUCCAAGAGUCUCAAUGCUGUAAUUAAACUGUCAUCCCUCUGGCAAAUCCCCUACUGAAGCUCACCUCUCCAGUAAAUGAAUUCUUCAGCCAAAGCCCAUGUUACUAAUACAUUAGCGUUCCCAUUACACCAUUGGAUGGUAUUCUGAACAGUUGCAAUGUUGUACUUCUAUUUACCUUGCUUGACAAACUUUAUAUUUUUUUUAACUCACGCUACUUUGCAUUAAAUCUUAAGCAAGAGAUUAACAAAAAUAAACAACAUCCCUGGCAAGAGAUAAUAUAUUAGGGAAUAAAGAAGUGGCAGAGACAUUAAUCAAAUUCUUUAUGUCUGUCUUCACAGUUGGAGACUAAUCCAAAAAUCUUGGUGAUUCAAAUCUAGUAGUAAUAAAAUAGUACUAAAGAAAUAAAUGAAAUGAGUUUCUUGCAUCUGAUGGCCAAAAUGAUGGGCUUUAGAAGAGAUGUAGAUAUACAGAGUCAUAGAGUUGUACAGCACAGAGACAGGCCCUUCAGCCCACUACUUCAAUCUGACCUUUUUGCCCAAGAGAUUGGUUCUAUCUUCUAGAAUUCCCUAAACUUUGGAAUGAUUGCCACAGAUUGGAAGUAGCAUAAUCUCACUCAUCAUGAAAGACGGGAAAAAGAAACCAAAAAUUACAAUCCAGUAAGUGUGACGUAAGCAGUAAGGAGAACGCUCAAAUUUAUUAUUAGGGACAUGGUAACAGGACACUUCAAUCAUAAUACGAUUUCAGGGUCAAUGUGAAAAGUUAAUUGUAUUUGAUUCGUUUGUUAGAACUCUUUGAGUUUGUAAAUAAUAGGGGUUAAUAAAGGGGAAUCAGUGAAUGUGAUGUGUUUGGACUUUCAAAAUGCUUUGAAUAAUGUGCCACAUAAGAGAUUCUUACAAAAAAAUAGCUCUCAUGGAUUUGCAGAUAAUAUACAGCAUGGAUUGAGGAUUGGUUAACAGAUAGGAAACAUUAAACAGGUUGCCAGUGUGAAAUCUUGGUGUACUGCGAGGAUCACCAUCCUUACCUUCCAGCAACUUGGAUGAGAGGGGUGAAUUUAAUGUGACUGCAUUUGCUGACAAUGCAAAGGUGGAUGGGAAGGUAAGGAUGCACAAAGGCUGCAAAAGAAUCUUAGAGAGGUUAACUGAGUGGAAAUGGACAUGGCAAAAACAAUAUAAUGUUAGAGAAAUGUGAUGUUAACCACUUCCAAUGGGAACAGUCAGAUUCCUUUAUAAAAAAAAGGUGGAAGACUGGAUAAUAUUGACAUUCAGAUGCACCUGGUUCUAAAGGAAGUUAAAAUGCAGACACACCAAAUAGUCUGUUACUUUUAUUACAAAAGAAUACGAGU
Messenger RNA from Pristis pectinata (smalltooth sawfish), 4591 nucleotides. RefSeq names its product ADAMTS-like 7 (gene adamtsl7). Gene Ontology annotation, molecular function: metalloendopeptidase activity. The record is from RefSeq and is a predicted model, not a curated record. Bases 81 to 2066 code for a protein of 661 amino acids. Lineage: Eukaryota; Metazoa; Chordata; Chondrichthyes; Rhinopristiformes; Pristidae. The transcript has 12 exons. Gene Ontology annotation, cellular component: extracellular matrix. Gene Ontology annotation, biological process: extracellular matrix organization.